Molecule: messenger RNA, 356 nt
Organism: Cuscuta epithymum
Lineage: Eukaryota; Viridiplantae; Streptophyta; Magnoliopsida; Solanales; Convolvulaceae
Source: the annotation of a GenBank genome assembly
CGAACAGAUCCAAUUUAUUUCCUUGCUUUAUCUGUCUCAUAAGAAAUGGCUACUCCCAUUAGAGAAACUGAAAAUUCCCCAAUUUCUACAGUCUCUAACCGUCAACUUUGCACCCAGAGGACCCGAUCCAAUGAGAUAACAAAUUUGCAAGAUCUCGAAGCUGGUGCAACAGUCUGCUGUAGAAUCUGUUUAGAAAAUGAAGGUGGAGAACUGAUAUCUCCUUGCUUAUGCAAAGGAUCACAACAGUUUGUGCAUCGCCAUUGUCUUGACCAUUGGCGCUCCGUAAAAGAAGGGUUUGCCUUUUCACAUUGCACAACAUGCAAGGCACAGUUCGAGUUUUUAGUGGUAGAUUUAAG